Nerophis lumbriciformis (worm pipefish) is the source of this 1215-nucleotide messenger RNA. Lineage: Eukaryota; Metazoa; Chordata; Actinopteri; Syngnathiformes; Syngnathidae. The record is from RefSeq and is a predicted model, not a curated record.
AUGGAGCAGGAUGUGGAGAGCCCAGCCAUCAGCAGAAAGUCCAAGUUGGGCAAUGCGGUCGGCAGAGACCUGCCCAAACAGCUGGCGGCCAUAGACCGGGCCCGGAAGGUCCAGCGGUACGUCCAGAAAGAUGGCAAGUGCAACGUCCACCACGGCAACGUGCGCGAGACGUACCGUUACCUGACGGAUAUCUUCACCACGCUGGUAGACCUCAAGUGGCGCUUUAACCUGUUCAUCUUCGUUCUGGUGUACACGGUCACCUGGCUCUUCUUCGGCUUCAUGUGGUGGCUCAUCGCGUACCUGCGAGGCGACCUGGACCACGUAGCCGACAACCUCUGGACUCCUUGCGUCAAUAAUCUCAACGGGUUCGUGUCAGCAUUCCUGUUCUCCAUCGAGACGGAGACUACUAUCGGUUACGGAUACCGGGUCAUCACGGACAAAUGCCCUGAGGGAAUCUUUCUGCUCUUGAUCCAAUCGGUGCUGGGAUCUAUCGUCAACGCUUUCAUGGUGGGCUGCAUGUUCGUCAAGAUCUCGCAACCCAAGAAGCGCGCCGAGACGCUGGUGUUUUCCACCAAUGCGGUCAUCUCCAUGAGAGACGGACGCCUGUGCCUGAUGUUCCGGGUCGGGGACCUGCGCAAUUCGCACAUCGUGGAGGCCUCUAUCCGGGCCAAGCUGAUCAAGUCCAAGCAGACCAAGGAGGGAGAGUUCAUCCCCCUGAAUCAGACGGACAUAAACGUGGGCUACAACACAGGCGACGAUAGGCUGUUCCUCGUGUCGCCACUCAUCAUCUGCCACGAGAUCAACCAGAACAGUCCCUUCUGGGAGAUCUCACCAGCAAACCUGGCCAAGGAGGAGCUGGAAAUUGUCGUAAUUCUGGAGGGGAUGGUCGAGGCCACAGGCAUGACGUGCCAAGCCCGGAGUUCGUACGUGAGCAGCGAGAUCAAGUGGGGCUACCGCUUCACCCCUGUGCUCACGCUCGAAGACGGCUUCUACGAGGUGGACUACAACAGCUUCCACGACAUCUACGAAACAAACACGCCCACCUGCAGCGCCCGCCAGCUGGCCGACAUGAGCGGUCGCGGCCGCCUGCCCCUCACCUGGUCCGUGGCCAGCAAGCUGAGCCAACAGGGACCGGCGCCUGAGGCCGGGCGCCAGGAGCUUGGGACUGAGCGCAACGGGGAUGUCGCCAACGCCGAGAGCGAGUCCAAAGUGUAG